Corticium candelabrum is the source of this 699-nucleotide messenger RNA. RefSeq lists its product as uncharacterized. The transcript has 5 exons. The record is from RefSeq and is a predicted model, not a curated record. Bases 1 to 699 code for a protein of 232 amino acids. NCBI's taxonomy places the organism in Eukaryota, Metazoa, Porifera, Homoscleromorpha, Homosclerophorida, Plakinidae.
AUGAAGGAUUUCUCGGUGUGGGAAUUUGAUCUCAGUCAAGCGAGCAUGAUACGUUACGCGCAGGACGUUCCCGACGCUCUGCGCUGUGCUUCCUGCAAGAAUGUGUUCAGAGACUGUGUUCUACAGGCGUCGUGCGGAGACAGAUUUUGUACUGAAUGCUUCAGGUCUCUAGUCAAACAAUUUGACAAGGCGAAAUGUUCAACAUGUGAAUAUGAACUAGAUCAAAAGCGCUGCUGGAGAGAUGUGUUUGCAGAAAGGGAACUGUUACAGCUGCAGGUGCACUGCUCUAGCAGUGGCUGUCAGUGGAUUGAAAAACACAUCUUUCUGCAGCCAUUACAAUCACAAAGAGAUCAAUUGAAAGAAGGCAUGCAAGCUGAGAUCCAGAGACAAGGACAUCUAGUCAGAGAAACAAAAGAUGCAACUGCACAAACCAAUGAAACCUUCUCAGCGACAGAGAAUCAGUUGCAUCAGCUCCAAAUUGGUCAAGCCAUCAUGCAAAAAGGAAUGACACGGGUUGAGGUACACGAUCAGUCAGAAAGAGCUCAUUCAUUAGAGCAACAAGUCAGACUGAUGAAAGAAGAACACACCAAACUUAAAGAAAUUAUUUCUAUGCAGAACAUCAGGAUACAGCAACUGGAAGUAGAUCAAUACAAACUCAACGGUGGAACAAAUACUAGCAGAACACGGUCUGAGGCUUGA